CUUAACCUUAAUUCUCCGCUCCCAUCCUUUUCAGUGACGAAAAAGUCCGUAGUGUCAAUUUUUGAAAUAAAUAAAAUUGAGCAUGAAAUUUUUGAAGGUGUAGUAGCCAUUUGUCUCUGACACAUUAGAGAGCUAUGAGUUUCUUGAAAUGGCUGGUCCUUGUAAUGUUCCAAUUUAAUUACAUUUUUCACCUCAGCAUAGCACAGCCUGAAUUCGAAUUUCAUGUAUGUGCAGAUUCUAAUAUUACUGAGUUUUCCCCAAAUAGUACAUAUGACACUAACCUUAACACAACCCUCUCCUCUGUUUCACGAAAUAUGGAUAGUUUUGGAUUCUAUAAUUCUUCCAUAGCCCUAAACUCCGACACGAUUAGUGUCAUUGCGCAAUGUAGAGGGGAUGUACAAUUACAGGUAUGCCGUGAUUGUAUAAGUAAUGCGACUCGUAAGAUUCUAGAGGUAUGUCCUUACAAGAAAUCGGCCUUUGGUUAUUAUGAAAGUUGUCAGUUACGAUAUUCAAACGAAUCCAUCAUAGGCACCGUGUUAAUAAUAAACCCACCAAACAUUUUGUAUAGCACGGCAAAUGCCUCGAAUCUUAAUGAAUUUAUGGAAGAUGUAAGAACCUUGUUAGAAAGUUUACGAAGGGAAGCUUCACGGGGUGGGAAGCGGAAGUAUGCUAGUAAUAGUACUGCGGGCCGCCUUGUUUUCCAGACUAUAUAUGCACUUGUACAGUGCACUGCGGAUUUAUCAGCUGAAAGUUGCAGUAAUUGUUUAACCGCUGGCUAUCAAACUUUACCUAACUGUGAAUGUUAUGGUACGAUUGGUCUCAGAUAUAGAGUGCCCAGCUGCAAAUUUCAGUAUGAAACUAGCUCCUUUUUCAACCAGCUACCGACAGAAGCUCCACCACCCUUAUCACCACCGCCACUUCCAUCACCACUGCCACCGCCACCAUCAGGAGAGGAUGAUAAAACAACUCGAACCGUCAUCAUUAUCAUUGUGUCAACUGUUACAGUUGUUAUUCUUGUUGUUUGUAUUUCUCUCAUCACGAUGAGGAGGCGAAGGAGGAAACUAGUGAAAAAUAUUCAGAGUAUUCACGGGGAUGAUAUUAGCACUGCAGAAUCCUUUCAAUAUGAUUUUUCAACAAUUAGAGCAGCAACAGAUAACUUCUCAAGCGAUAAUAAAUUGGGACAGGGCGGAUUUGGUCCUGUGUACAAGGGUACGCUUCCAAAUAGUCAAGAAGUAGCAGUGAAAAGAUUGUCAGCAGAUUCUGGCCAAGGUGAUCUGGAAUUCAAAAAUGAGGUCAUGUUGGUUGCUAGACUUCAACACAGGAAUUUGGUUAGGUUACUGGGAUAUUGCUUCGAUGGAACAGAGAGACUUCUUAUCUAUGAAUUUGUUCCCAAUGCAAGCCUUGACCACUUUUUAUUUGAUCCAGUUAAACGUAGGCAAUUAGAUUGGGAAAAGCGAUCCAAAAUAAUAGGAGGCGUUGCUAAGGGAAUUCUUUAUCUACAUGAGGAUUCUAGACUUCGCAUCAUUCAUCGUGAUCUCAAAGCAAGUAAUGUUCUACUUGAUGAAGAAAUGAAUCCUAAAAUUGCAGAUUUUGGCAUGGCAAGGCUAUUUACAUUGGAUGAAACUCAAGGCAACACAAGUAGAAUUGUCGGGACCUAUGGAUAUAUGGCACCAGAGUAUGCAAUGCACGGGCAAUUCUCAGUGAAAUCAGAUGUUUUUAGCUUUGGAGUACUAGUCCUUGAAAUUGUAAGUGGCCAAAAAAACACUUGUUUCAGAAAUGGAGAAUCGCUGGAAGACCUUCUAAGCUAUGCUUGGAUGAACUGGCGCGAAGAAACAACUACAAAUUUGAUAGACCCCAUGUUGAGGGGAAGCUCAGGAAUGGCUCGUGACAUAAUGAGAUGCAUUCACAUAGCAUUACUGUGCGUUCAAGAAAAUAUUUCUGAUAGACCAACCAUGGCUGCAGUAGUUCUCAUGCUCAGUAGCCUAUCUCUGAAUCUUCCCCUGCCUUCAGGGCCUGCAUACUAUACACACAACGAUAUUAGUUCAGAGAUUUCACUUAUUCAAGAAUACAAUUCAAGAUCAUCAGGACCUAGAGAAUUAGCCAAAAGUAAAUCUAUUAGUUCAUCACAUAAUGAGGCAUCGAUAACUGAGUUAUCCCCUCGUUAACAUCCUUAAGACAUAAUACCCUUCUUUCCUGAGUGUCGAGAAUUACUUUGUUGUUUAUUCCAACUCCAGUUAGUCUAGAAUUGAUGAGAUUGAUUUAUUAAUGGUUUGUGUGCUUCAUACAAAAUUCCAACUUGUUUCAUAUGUAUUACCUAUUACACUAAUGAAACUGCUAUAUAUUUAUAGACUGA
Messenger RNA from Solanum tuberosum (potato), 2353 nucleotides. RefSeq names its product cysteine-rich receptor-like protein kinase 10. The transcript has 7 exons. Gene Ontology annotation, biological process: protein phosphorylation. The record is from RefSeq and is a predicted model, not a curated record. Gene Ontology annotation, molecular function: ATP binding; protein serine/threonine kinase activity. Gene Ontology annotation, cellular component: plasma membrane. Bases 135 to 2165 code for a protein of 676 amino acids. NCBI's taxonomy places the organism in Eukaryota, Viridiplantae, Streptophyta, Magnoliopsida, Solanales, Solanaceae.